AUGGCUAUUCGGCAUCUUGUUCUGAUUAUCCUUGCUGCACUUAGCGUUAAAGCUGAUGUACAUGAUGACUUUCCUCAAUGGGACCGUAUUCACUGGCUUGUCCCCAGUACUGAAACAAUUACUCUGAAAUGCAAACAUCCAUCUUAUUAUCCCUUUAAUGAUAUCGCCACUAACGGGAAAAAGGUUAUGUGGAUUCUACCAAAGGAAACAUCUUACAGACAUUUAGCAAAUCAAACUUCUGAAGAAGGGUUUAUGGUGGGAGGAUCCGACCAAGAAUUCUCUCUUAUAAUAAAGAAAAACGAAAUGAAUGUUCCUGAAGCUUCUAAUGGAAUGUAUGUAUGCGCCGCUCUCGCUAAAGUUGAUCCUAAUAAUACAACCAGCAAAAUCUACUCAUGGUAUUAUCUUCGAUGGGGUGUGGGUCUCUACAUGAAUGUGCCGGCUAUGAACUCUGGAUCAAUAGGAGAAAAGUACUACUGGUGCUUCACAUACGCCUGGGUUUCCUGUUUGGUUGCUAUUGUCAUUAUCAUCCUAUUCGCGGUCACUGUUCACUUCCGUUACAAGGGCGGCCCAGUUGAGGAAUCAGAUAACGAAUCUGUUGGACUCGAUGGCUUAUCUAUUGAUGGAAGGAAAGAAAAGAGGAGGCCUUCCGUAACUUCAUCAAGUUCGAUCAAGAGAGGGAAGAGUUAUGAAGAUACCUAUUCCAAGUUCUAA
Messenger RNA from Rodentolepis nana, 711 nucleotides. The record is from the annotation of a GenBank genome assembly. Lineage: Eukaryota; Metazoa; Platyhelminthes; Cestoda; Cyclophyllidea; Hymenolepididae.